This is a messenger RNA of Perkinsus marinus ATCC 50983, 3324 nucleotides long. RefSeq lists its product as hypothetical. The record is from RefSeq and is a predicted model, not a curated record. The transcript has 7 exons. NCBI's taxonomy places the organism in Eukaryota, Perkinsozoa, Perkinsida, Perkinsidae. The coding region runs from base 1 to 3324 and encodes 1107 amino acids.
AUGUGUGGCGGCGCCCAGUCCGACGCUCAUAAAUACGUCGGUGCUACUCUUGCUCUCGAUGAAACACUGUCCGAGGGGAACGGCACUCUGUCGAACCUCUUCAGACUCCAUUUUGUUCAAGACAAGCCACCGAUAGGCUCUCACAAGGUAUGCAUCUGUUUAAUGUUCUUCUCUUCUUGUCUCAAUCCGUUGGAGAUAUGGACUACCCAGACGGCUGAGCAGCGGGCUGGACUCAUCCGCUGCGAUGCUGAAGAGGUUUCUGAUUCCUACGGGCUUUGUAUGUGCCUCCCCAAUUGUCCAGCGGGACAGAUCGUGGCCCAAGACUACGCUGUCACUCUCGGCAACGUAGACAUCAUUGGACCCACGGGGAACCAGUCUUUCAACUGUUUUCCGGAUCGUAAUUGCAGCUUCGUCAUCAGAGGCCAUGGCUUGUCGAAAUACGAUACCUUGGCCGUUGUGACUGAGGCCGACCCAAGCCACUGUGGGGUUUCUGACACCACCUCGCUGCUCGAGAGUCUGAGUGUUGGAGAAGUAGACGAGGAUGGCCAGUGGGUAUCGAUGAUGCUGCUCGAGGAGAAGGGUCUACCAAGUGUCGGUGAGGUGUCCGACCCGGAAAGGGCCUUCAACUCGGUCUGUGGCUCGGCCUCAGGCGCUUACUGGCUUUGCUGGUGCACACCGGUGCUGCCGUCUGGGUGCAUACAUCCGGCCCAGUUCACAGUGCCUGUCGGGUCAUUCAGCGUCAUCGGACCUCGUGCAUCACAGCAUUUCGUCUGUACCCUCGGCAUUCCAUGCGACAUCACCAUCCGCGGGUUCGAAUGCACCCCAAACUCGGAGUGUAGAAUGCGGAUCGCUGGUAUUGGGCUCGUUAAGGAGACAGACCGGCUGCUCAUCACUAAAGGGUCACUCUGCGCACCGAACAGCAGUGACGUCAUUCCUGAUGAUCAACCAGCACCAGAGCAAGGUGCGACUGACCGGACCUUCCUUAUGAUAGUCUCCUCAGAACAUGUGGUCAUCACUGGAUAUACGACCCUUACCCCUUCCCCGGGCACGUUCCUCAAUCCGUACCGCCUCAGCGUGCUUGGCACGUACACAGUAUGUGUCUGCGCCGCAUUCACGGCCGCUACCGAGCCGUCGGAUCGGGGUCUAGGACGAGAAGUCUGCUCCACGACUGAAGACUUUACGUUGAACGCAGGCGUGGUUCGGUCUAUCGGUGUCGUCUGGUCCUCGGGGGAUCCGGUUACUUGCGGUGCCAUGGACGCGAACUGCGUCUUUAACUUCACCGGUGAGAGCUUCGGCAUGAACCCUCGUGAUCGCGUUACCCUCGCUACCGCUGCCUCGUGCAAUGGUUUACCGAGACGCAAAGUUGCUAUUAGUUUUCCCGUCUACACUUACCCCGGCGCCUCGGUAGAGUGGGGAGCUCUGGUUCCUCCACGAGCUAUCCCGACUGGCGCCAAUUUCAGUGUUUGUUAUUGCGCAGCGGGCCUCGACGACAGUGACUGUGGCGUUGAAUCCUCCUUCCACCUCCGUGCCGGCGAACUCAUCGUCUCGGGUGCGAUAGAAGCAUCCGUCAACCAUUCUUGUGUACCAGGGGAGACCUGUGUGGUAUCCAUAAGAGGCCUCAGUCUGCACUCCCGAGACAGGCUCAAGGUCCUCAACAGUCUCAGUCGUCAAUGCAGUAACAUUGUGGUCGACAAAUUUGGUGACAAAGUCGUCAACGUGUCCGACUUGACCAACGACAGGCGUAUGUCGACUUUCCGCAUAUCCUCUUUCAAAACAGCGGACAGCUACGUCCUCUGCUACUGUCCAUUCACCGGCCUUCCGGAUUGGAUAGAGGACCCUUGCUCGGCUCGAACACCCCAUAGUGCUGGCAAGCUGUACAUUGAGGGGAUCAUGCCUUCCCCCGAGGAUAGCGCUCCCGCCUUAGGGCGAUACAAGGGGACAGUGACGUUACCCGUGAGGAUGAUAGGCAGGCCCAGUGAGAACUGGAAGGUCGGACUCAGGCCUGGUGACGGUCUCCAAUGCAACGACAGUAGCCUCGCUGAUGAUGUUGUGGUCUCUGAGGUGGACCUUCGGACGGACAACCACCUGGUCGUAGACGUGAGUCGCCUGCCACAGGGUAGAUACCGAGCGUGCGGCUGUAUGGGUGAAUGCGACGAGAGAGACUCUUAUGAAACUUCAGUCGACCUCGGCACGAUCGACAUAAUUAGCCCAGCCCUGAAUGUAAGUAGGGAAAACUCGACACCUUCGUAUGUUCGCUGUGCUGCUGGCCAACCCUGUGAGGUCUCCGGCGUUGGCGAUAUUCAAGGUGCCGAGAUUUUCUUAACGACCCUGUCCCUUCCCCCCGACACCCAGCGAGCCACGAUCGCCUCGAUGCCAGCCAAGGAAGCUGUUUGCGGGGAGUUCGAGGAGGAGGUUUUUGACACUCCUGUUGAACGAAGCCAUCAGGGGACCUUCGCCUUGCCACGGUAUUCGUUUGGAUCCAUUCGGAGCAUCUGUGCGUGCAUGAAGAUUGAUGGCAGUCUGGACGGUUGGGAUUGCAGUAAAUCCGAACAUUUCAAUAUCGCUAUUGGGCGGAUGGUCGUCUCUGGCCCAUCGAGGUCAUCAGAUAAUCUUCGAUGUCCGGUACAGUCGGAGUGCCGUGUAGAAAUAGAAGGUGUACUUCUCAAGGAAGGGGACCGCGCCGUGCUCUUGACGGAAGGCCAAUGCGGUCAGAACAGUGCCAACCCGAAGGACGAACCAGCCGAGAUCAAACUCAAUAAGGACAAGUCUGUCGGUGAGUUCAAUUUCGGCAAAUCUGGCUCGGCCGUGGAAACCUACAAGAUCUGCUAUUGUCACGAUGCGGCUUCUCAAGGCUGUCACGAGAUGGAGGAGUUCACCCUCGCUAUGGCGCCGCUGGACAUCUAUUUUCGUCUCAACGCUUUCCACGUGCUCGGUAUCAUUCUUGGCUGUCUCUUCCUUAUGCUCAUCCUCCGGUAUGUUUGGGUGAAACUCCGACGUCGGAGGUUCGCCACAGGAGCUCAUCAGCUCGAUUUUGACAAAGCGGGCAAGGGUAAAAUUGGCUACGAAUACACCACAGAGGUUGGCGGUCGUCGAGGAGGUCGUACAAAAACAAGAGUGAUAUGGCGACCGAAGGAUCAGGAUGCCGAGAAGGCCGCUUUGGACACCCUUCGGAAUCAACUCCCUGAACGCGUAGAUGAGCCAACCGAAGACGAUGACGAUAUGGCUGAGGAUGGUGAUGUGUUUCACGUUCCAGAGGAUGACGAAGAAGGUGGCGAGAAGCUGCAGGGCUACUACGACCUCAAUGGUAAGCUGAAGGCGAUCUAA